Molecule: messenger RNA, 543 nt
Organism: Peronospora matthiolae
Lineage: Eukaryota; Oomycota; Peronosporomycetes; Peronosporales; Peronosporaceae
Source: the annotation of a GenBank genome assembly
AUGAUUGUCAUCAAAGGCGGCUCGGGAAAAUCGAGUCUCAUUAAUGCCAUCUUAGGAGUGAUGCUGCGCUGUUCGGGGUCGCUUGAGAUUGACACUCGAGUAGCUUGCGUGAGCCACGACAAUUGGAUCCUCAAUACAACAUUACUCGCGAACAUUCUCUUUGAGCAAGACUAUGGUACCUCGAAGUACUUCCAAGUUUUGACCGCGUCUCGGCUUGCAAAUGACCCAAAAGCUCUACCUGACGGAGACUUGACCAAAAUUGGCGAGCGUGAUAUCAAUUUGAGCGGUGGCCAAAGCGCUCGAGUCGCGAAUACUCGUGCACUGUUUCGAACGGCCGUUGCUCAAACACGUUUGCUCGUGCUUUACGACCACUAUGACUUGCUGGGACAAGCAGAUCAUGUUGUGAUGAUGCGCGACGGUGUGAUUGCCACUCAGGGUACAUACGAUGAGGUACUACGUCAAUUCCCAAAUCCAGCAUAUUAUUCUGCGAGUGUCGAGGGUGGCAAGAAAAUCCAGAGCUUUGGUAACGAGCCUGUGGUUUGA